GCAUUGUGGGGAUGGUAGUUCCUCCCGCCCCAAGCGAGCGAAGAUGUCCGAGGUGCGGUUGCCCCCAAUUCGGGUGCUGGAUGACUUCCUUCUGGGCUCCGCUCGCUUGGCUGCCCCCGAUUUGCGGGACCUGCAGCGCUGGCACAAUCGCGUGAUUAACAACCUCCUGUACUACCAGAGCAAUUACCUGCUGCUGCUGGGCGCGGGGCUGCUGCUGGGCGGGUACUUCCAACCCAUGCUGAUUCUGCUAAGCUGCCUACUCAUAUGUCUGCUGUUUGGAGGUUUUGUCUGGGCAGCCGAGAACAAGCCCCCCGUGCGACGCUUCCGGCGGAAUUAUCCCGGCACGUGUUUCUUUGCCAUCCUUGGCGCUGCAUAUUUCCUGGUGUCCCUUUUCGAAGGCUCUGCCACCUUCUUGAUUUUCAUCGCUCUGCCCAUAAUGUUGAGCCUCAUCCAUGCCUCCCUGCGUCUGCGGAGCCUUAAAAACAAAAUCGAGAACAAAAUCGAGAACAUUGGACUCAAGCGCACACCGAUGGGGCUGCUCCUGGAAGCUGUGGGCCAAGAACAAGAGGCUGGAUCCUAGACCAUCGGUGUUGGUUUCCCUUUCCUCUGGAACUGCUCUCUUUCCUUCCAACAGACACCUGUGUGCUUAUUGUUCUGCUUGCCUGAAUCUAGCAAACUGGCUGCCAGUUCCUGUGGAAGAUACAGUAGCCUCUAGCUUACAUCAAACUCAGCAGAACUCCUGACCUGCAGCUGGGUAACAGCCAAGAGUGGAAAUGGACUGAAAUCAGCCUAACAUUCCAGUUUAAUGUUAAGUAUUCCCCAUUGGAAUCCAUAUUGUUUUGCUUUGGAAAGGAAGGAAUCACAAAGAAAGAAAACUAUAAUUUAAAAAAAAAAUAAACCUCCCUAGUAAAUUGUUAGUUUAGAAUACAUAGUUGUUGUUUGAGAGAAGGACAAAAAUUGAGAUCAGAACCAAAUGAAAUCAUUGUUGUUCUAACUCAGUUUUCUCCCACAAGGUAUGGUCCAGAUAUGUCGAGACAAUGACAGUUUCCAAAUACUCCAGUUAGCUGGGAAUUUCCUGAAUUGCAGGAGAUGGCUGGAUUAUUAUUGGCGGGCUUUCAAUGUAUUAUUAUUUGCAUAAUGGCACUGCUCUAAGGGCUUCAGAAACAGUAUUAGGACUACUUUGUGUAGCAACCCCAUUACUUAGGCCAGUAUCAUUUACCCCUAUAUUCAGUGGUGGUAUUCAGCCGGUUAUAUCCGGCUCAGGAGAACCGGUAGCAAUGGCUGCAAGAGGCUCCGCCCACCCGCCCGGACGUCAUCGCGUCCCAUUUUUGACGCUCUGUGCAUGCGCUCACAUUUGUGAACUGGUAGCGAAGAUAAGUGAAUACCACUCCUGCCUAUAUUGCACAUAGUGGGCUAAGAUUUUGUAGAGCAGAAUGCUUCAGCCCACCCCCACCCCCAUAUGUUCAUAGCAAAGCUGAGAUUGAAAUGUGGGGGGGAGUUUGGAUGGGUAUUUAUCUUGCUUACUCUUGGACUGCACCCCUCUUCUGAAGAGGUUUUGGGCUCUUGGUGUUCAGAUGGAGGCAGCAAAUAAAGCAACUUGGAUGAGUAGAAUGGAGCAAGCCAAUUUGGAGAAGAUUUAGCUAAACUUUUGAAUCAAUGAUGGAGGCCAAUCAUUUACAAAUCUUAAGAGGAUUCUUUUAUGAAUGCUUUUGAGCAAAAGAGAAGGCUAACUCCCAAGUGCUGGUAAAGGAGAUUAUGAUGAUAAGCAAACCCCCCCCCCACACACAAAAUGGCAUCAAAAGGAACUACGUUUAUUUUAAUCCCUUUGUUAGCAUCUGGAGAUUGUUUAUAUUUGGUAACUUUAAUAAGAUAUCGCAGACUAUACAUUCCACUUCAAAAGUGUGGAGCUGCCCCCACUUUUGAGUAUAUUUAACAAGCAAAAGAACUUUUGUCUCUUUCCAAGACCAAAUUAGGAAACUUCAAAACUGUUGUCCUGGCUCACGAAUGGCAAUAAAGUGCAAUUCAAUUUGUUUACUUUUAGAUUAGAUUAAUAUGCACAGUAUAAUAGGAUAGGAUGCGUUAAGCAUAAUCACAAAUCAUAAGCUGACAAUCUGGCUUUGCAUUAUGUGCGAAUGCAAAACAUUUUAACUUACAACAAUCCUCUCUAUUCAAAUCAUGUGGAAUUCAGAUGGUUCUUGUACAAAACUUAAGAGAAUAGACCAAACCUGGAAUUCUGCAGUUCUAAGUAGCAUACAAUACAGACAAAUGAGGUGUUCCAAUACUGAUCAUAUUCUUUUGAUCAUGCUGUUUUGAAAAUGAUGAGAAGAAGCAAUAAUUAAACACAUAAUUUUGCUUAAAAAGGACUUUCCAUCUAAGCUUUUAUGAUCAUUUAGUAAGAAAGGGGUGCUUCUUCCUGGGGGGUUUUUGGGCCUCUAGAAGGAAAGGCAUAGUCCUUGUUUGCUAAUAGCAGGAUAUAACAAUCAUUAACUCUACUUCUGAUAGAACUUUGACUACUUGGGCUGUUUCCUUCAAGUCUUUUCAGCCUUAAGUAAUCAGCGGGGCUGGCUGGAUAUUUGGGGAGUUGCAUCUGGAACUGCAUGUGGGCAGUUUCAAUUGCCUUUGUACUUGGUAGAAUGUGUAACAUGCCAGAUGUAAUUUUUGUGUCUCAUGACAUCUGCUAGCUAGUUGUGUGUUUUACUUUUCCCAAGCCAGGGUCCUUAAAUAGCUCACUUCAGCUAUCAAAUCUCAUUAGGCUACUGUCUUUUCAUGUAUUUAGAACAAUUCCCAAGUCGCUUGGGUGAGGCUGAAGGGAAAGCACACUUCAAAAUCUGUAAGGUAUGGAUCAUAAACUGACUAUACAAGCGUACAGCAAAAAGUCUUUCUGCAUUUUCAGAACACCUUUGUACCAUAAACUAACCACUUCAGCCGUAUUCAUACAACUCAUUGUGAUAAAAAUGCAGUUGACUAGUGGGUGAAGCCAGUGGAUACUUCUCUUGAAGUGAGUUGCAGACUUUGCUCAGCCUUUCGGUUCCCACUUUAAUAUGGAGGGAAAUUUAAGAGUCGUUAAAUCAGGUAGACAUUACUUUGCUCAAACUGGGGCAGCUGGAAUUGGAAUUCUCAUGACACGGUCAUUAUUUAGGCAGUAUGGAGUAUAAUCAAACCCAACUGGAGGCAUCACAUUGGUUAUCCUAGCAGAGGACUUCCUGGUAUAUGAUUUGCAAUUAUUGAUAUAGCCAUUAAGUUACAGAUGUUCUGUUUAAGACAUAAGUAUCUAUACUGGUCUUCCUGCCUACAUAGUUUUGCAGUAGAUAAGAAACUAUAUGGCACCAUUUUCUACCAAGCUGUCGUGAGGUAUCAUUUAAAAGGGCUUUUUUUCCCCUCUUAAAUCAUGCCUGGAUGAAUCAAUUAAGAUCUGAAGCAAGCCUCUUGCAACCUUACUAGAGGAUGCAAAGCAUGUAUGCCACCGUUUGUAGGUCUGCAUAAUAUACUGGAUGAUUAUGGAGGAGGGGAAAGAAAUGAACAGAUGCUUUAUUCUAAGUGGGAAAUUGCAGUUUGUGUUUUUUUCUGAAAGAUGCUCUUAUCACUCACAAUCCAGUAGAAUUGUGUAACAAGUAUUGAUACAUAAUCACAAUGGUAGCUUAUGAAUGUUCCCUCAUUCUUUAGAGCAGGGCUGUCAAACUCCGGCCCACAGGCUGGAUGCGUCACAUGCUGGCCACGCCCAUGCCCGAUUUAGCAAAGGGGAGAAAAGUCUCAAUAUGUCACGUGACGCCGUGACGUGCGUUUGACACCCCUGCUUUAGAGGCUGCAUUCCUCACACGUAGAACAUGAAGGUACAAACCCAACCCCCUAAUUGGAAGUUGAAGGAACUAAAAUGUGUACAGCUGCAGUUUGAAAAGAUCGGUGCUUUUCAUUUUGGGAUUUCUUCCUGGGUUACUGAAAGAGAUCCAGGCUUAAAAGGGAAACAUCUGAUAAUGGAAAGUGGCUUUCUCUCCAUUUGCUCAGCUCUCGGAAGUGGUCUGAGAGGUUUGCCAGGAAGAAAUCAGGGAAUCUGGUGGUGAAGAGUAUCCCUCCAUCGAAGAGUCUAUUGAAGGAUGGGGAAUGCUGGUUUCACCAAAUGUCUCUAGGGCUUUAAACUUGUUGAUUCGAGAGGUGAACUGCUGUUUUUAUACUUUUAUAUGUGCCAAAAUCACUAGGACAUUUUUCCAACUAGCAAUAGAAUUGGAGAAAGGUUUUCAAUUGUUUGUAAUCACGAUAGUUUAGAUUAAGGUUUAAAGUGUUACUUUAGCUUUUCUUGGUGUUGUGGUCUGUAUGUAAAUGCAGUUUUACUGCAGAAGAGUCAACUUCGAAGAUUGCUCCUCAUGAGGAAAUCCUUAAAUUUGAUUAAAGGGUUUUUCAGAAAUGUACACAGGUCUUUUUUUGAAUCAUUGCCCCAAUGUGUACAGUGAACAUUCAGAUCCAGGUGAACAUGAGAGAGACAAGGGAACAGCACGGAGUUACAUUUUUCUCAGAAACCAAACAAAUAGUAUUGUACAAUUUAAGUGUACCAGUUUAAAUUCUCUGCAUAUGGGAAAUAAAGUCUUGUGAUUUUCAUGAUAGCGUUUCACAUGUA
Messenger RNA from Pantherophis guttatus, 4609 nucleotides. It is a transcript of the gene PRAF2, whose product is annotated as PRA1 domain family member 2. Lineage: Eukaryota; Metazoa; Chordata; Lepidosauria; Squamata; Colubridae. Gene Ontology annotation, cellular component: membrane. The record is from RefSeq and is a predicted model, not a curated record.